Messenger RNA from Paramuricea clavata, 1137 nucleotides. NCBI's taxonomy places the organism in Eukaryota, Metazoa, Cnidaria, Anthozoa, Malacalcyonacea, Plexauridae. The record is from the annotation of a GenBank genome assembly.
UCCAAAGGAACUCUGAGUGGAAUGGAGAAGAAUAUCACUGCAAUUCCGAAUGCCUCGCUAACUCAAAACCUGCCAAAAGUCCAGUUUUCUAAAAACUCAUUAUGGUCAGCCACUAUAGUUAUAUUAAUCCUAAUGAUAAUUGCAAUCGUACUCGGUAAUGUCUUGGUUUUAGUAACAACCUGGCUGGAUAAGCGUCUCCAUCGACCAAAUAAAUAUUUCGUUGCCUGUCUUGCAGUUGCUGAUCUCCUUGUUGGUAUUUUCAGUGUUCCUAUCAGACUACAUCUUCUUCUUAAUCCCACAAUCCUAGCCUCAAUUCAACUUUGUCGUUUCUGGACAUGGAUCGAUAUAUGUUGCGAAGUGGCAUCUAUUGUUACUUUAACGGUUAUCAGUAUUGAUCGUUACUUUAAGAUUAGCCAUCCUUUUCAAUACAGAUCACGAAUGGAUACCCGAAAGUCGCAGCUAGUAAUUUGUAUUAUUUGGCUCAUUUCUGGCGUCCAUGCUACACUGGGAAUGUUUUCGUACGAUGACAGUGUUAGCGUGAUUGCAUUGGUUGGAAAAGGAUGUAUAAACGAUAAUAAAAUCUACAUUACUGUAACUGCAUCGGUUUUCUUCUUUUUACCUUUGCUGGUGAUACUCGCUAUGUACGCGCUUGUAUUUCACGUUGCGCACACUCAGGAAAAACGGAAUCGAAAAGGAAAGCUGGGUCGAAGGGUGUCUUCGCGAAGGAAGAAAGCGGUGAACAAGGAAUUGUAUCAAGAAUUGAAAACCGCCCGAAUGCUUCUACUCGUUGUUGGAGCAUUCACGGUUUGCUGGGCCCCUCUGUUUGUUCUAUUUUUCAUUGGGACUUACCGACCAGAGUAUUUGUCAACUAGCCAGUAUAUAAAUCAGAUAUUAGGAACCAUUUUUGUUAUGAUUUUACCAUCGUUUAACAGUCUUUGCAAUCCUGUCAUUUAUGCCUGUUUCGAUCGAGAGUACAACAACGCAUUCAAGCAACUGUUCCAGAAGGUAUUUAGUUCCCAAAGUUCCUCAAGGAAAAAGCUUUCCCGCAGUUCAUCAAUUACUCAAAGUUCCAAUCUUAAAACUCGAACAACCAUGGAAACUCCACUGAAUAAUUCUACACCUGAAGAACAUUUGUAA